Molecule: messenger RNA, 504 nt
Organism: Dichotomopilus funicola
Lineage: Eukaryota; Fungi; Ascomycota; Sordariomycetes; Sordariales; Chaetomiaceae
Product: thioredoxin-like protein
Exons: 1
Coding region: 1-504 (167 amino acids)
Cellular component (GO): cytosol
Molecular function (GO): protein-disulfide reductase activity
Source: RefSeq, a predicted model, not a curated record
AUGGCCGCCGAAGCCCACAGCGACGCCGUGCACGUCAUCAACAACCUAAAGGAGUUCAACGAGCUGGCCGCGGCCCACAAAUACCUCAUCCUCGACUUCACCGCAGUCUGGUGCCCGCCCUGCAAAAUCAUCAAGCCGAUCUUCGAGAGGCUCGCCAGAGAGCACACACCCCCUGGCGGCAAGGGCCCGUUGGCCUUCGCCACUGUUGACGUCGAUGAGGCAACCGAUGUGGCCCGCAAGUUUGAGGUGUCGGCCAUGCCGACGUUCAUCUUUGCCGUCAAUGGCGAGGCGACCGGUGUGGAUGUGCUUACGCAGGCCCCGCCGCUGGACGCGCCGUCGGUGCUGAAGGUGGAUGAUGGGUCGGGCCGGUUGAAGGCGAUUCAGGGCGCCAACCCGCCCGCAUUGUAUGAGGCUGUUAAACAGGUUGCGAAAUUGGCCAAGGCGGAAGGGGGCGCGGGAGCUGCUGAAGACGCUGGGUCUGUUGAGGUUACGGCGGAGGCUUAG